CUAAUCGGCGUUUUGGCUGACGGGCUUUAUUUUCCAGGUCAUACUCGUAGCCAAAUAUCGGUUCCUAGAGAGUGAAUCGUCUGUGAAACCCAUGUCGCAGCCACCGGCUGAGCCUGGCAAGGAGGGCAUGGUGAAGAUGUUCAUGCUUCGAGUCACGUCGAAACUGAAGCUCAAGCUCGAGGACUUCUCGGCCCCCGUCGACCCCGGAUGCAGCCUCCAAGAGUUCCGUAACCUCCUGGAGAAUGUUGCUCAGCCUUAUCUUAAGGCUGCCAUCUCGAGUCGUGAACUAGUUGAACUAGACAGCGACGAUGACGCGGACGACCCCUCACCAAAACUAGACGACAGCGAGAUCGACCAGUUUUGGAUUCGAGAUAUGGCACUUAGCCGGGAGCAGCGGCAAAGCUGGUCUUACCGGUUGUCGGAGCAGCCUACUGCCGACGGACGGACCAAGAUCCUCACCGAUUGGCUGCCUAUCGACACAGAGGAGCGAUACAAAAAGAUGGUUUCCUCGGUUAAGGAGAGCCAUGUAUCCGCCGUGCUCAUUCGAACUGGCAAGAUAUACGAUGCUAAGUAUGCGGCCGGAAGACGUAACCGGGCUGAAAGCGAGCAGCCGGGCCGAGACGGCGUCCCACAACAGGCGCAUUUGGGACAGCCGGCUACCCCCAAUUCCACCUCGUCGUGCCGGGAUGCAGAAAAUGAUGCGGGCAAGCACUUGGAUUCUCUCAAAGGGGCACUGGUAGAGGCUCUCUCCUCUCUGGGAGAGCUCUAAGGUCACUUUAUCUGCGGCAUUCGGAUAGGAAUUGGUGGCAACGUAGGUAUGCAAGAGACGGUUGCAUGUACCUAGCACUCGUAUACUACCUAGGUAUAGCAACACCUUAGGCACCUAAGGUAGAGGCCCAUAGAUGAAGGCUAAGGGGGGUGGCAACGGUAGGCACCUAUGUAGUCGAGUAAGGUAAUGU
Durotheca rogersii is the source of this 959-nucleotide messenger RNA. RefSeq lists its product as uncharacterized. The transcript has 2 exons. Lineage: Eukaryota; Fungi; Ascomycota; Sordariomycetes; Xylariales; Xylariaceae. The record is from RefSeq and is a predicted model, not a curated record. Bases 92 to 769 code for a protein of 225 amino acids.